Panthera uncia (snow leopard) is the source of this 585-nucleotide messenger RNA. Its product is annotated as thymosin beta-4-like. The transcript has a single exon. Lineage: Eukaryota; Metazoa; Chordata; Mammalia; Carnivora; Felidae. The record is from RefSeq and is a predicted model, not a curated record. Bases 213 to 347 code for a protein of 44 amino acids. Gene Ontology annotation, biological process: actin filament organization; regulation of cell migration. Gene Ontology annotation, molecular function: actin monomer binding. Gene Ontology annotation, cellular component: cytoplasm.
UAUUUUGAGGGAGUACAAGAGUGUGUGGGGGGGAGAGGCAGAGAGAGAGAGAAUCCUAAUCCUCCCUCUCAGUGAAGAGCCUGAGGCAAGACUCGAUCUCAGGAACCAUGAGAUCAUGACCUGAGCUGAAAUCAAGAAUUGGUCACUUGGGCACUAGGCGGAGGCCACUGCACAGAUCGGACUUCGCUUGCUUGUGCACCUCCUUUGCAACUAUGACUGACAAACCUGAUUUGGCUGAGAUUGAGAAAUUUGAUAAGUCGAAACUGAAGAAGACAGAAACGCAAGAGAAAAAUCCACUGCCUUCAAAAGAAACGAUUGAACAGGAAAAGCAAGCAGGCAAAUCGUAAUGAGGCACGCGCCACCAGUAUGCACUGCACAUUCCACAAGCAUUGCCUUCUUAUUUUACUUCUUUUAGCUGUUUAACUCUGUAAGAUGCAGGGAGGUUGGAUCAAGUUUAAAUGACUGUGCUGCCCCUUGCCACAUUGAGAACUACUGACAAACAAAGGCGCCUACCUCUCCCAUCUGCUUGUCUGACUGGCAGCAAAGGAAAAGAACUUGCAUGUUGGUGAAGGAAGAAGCUGGGUG